AGGAGCCGGACCCCUCCCGUGACGUCCAGGGACUGUCGAGGAGCGGAUUCAGUGCGUUGGACCGCGAGUGGGCCACAGCACUGCCGAAUCGGACGAUUGGGGACGCUCUGCCCGUGGAAAGGCUCAGCCGGGGAACCCGCGCCCUCCAGGGUCCCCUGCGGGAGGGACCACAACUCUAUCCUGGGGAAAGCGGGGAAGCUGAGGCUACCGCAGGGAAGCGACUUGUCCUGGGCCAUGCGGCGAACCCGGAGUCAGCUCAACAGACCGGGACUUUGGGGAGUCCGGGGCCGGACCCCGCCCAGCGUCCAGCUACAGUCUCUCCCCUCCCCCCAGAGCUGCUGCGGAGUGGGUAGUGGGCGUCAGGCUUGCCCACCCGGCGGAGCCCUGGGGGCGGUGCCACAUCGGCCCCGCCCCAGCCCCAUUGGCUGCGGCGCCGGGGGCGGGGCGGGGCUGCCAGAUGUUGGGGCGGCGGCAGGAGCUAGGGAGAGGGAGGAGCCGCGCAGCCAGGCGGAGGGCAAGGGCGCCGCUGGCCGGCCCGCAGGGCCCUCUCCACACCGCUGUCGCUGGAGUUCGCAGAGGAGCUAGCAGGCCUGGCGGGGGCUCCGGCACGGGCAUGCACAGCGCUCGGCUUGACAGUUUCCUGGGCCAGCUCCGCUGGGAACUGCUUUGUGGCCGGGACACAGGCUCACCCCCGAUGCCUGGCCCCCUUCCGCCACCCCCCAAACCUGGCCCAGGCAUGCGGCUCAAGCACAGGCUCAGGGCCUCAGAUGCCUUGGAAGAGGACUCAGUCUGUGGUGUGGAGGAAGAAGAGGAAGAAGCUGUAGUGACAGGAGACAGGGGUGCAGCCUUGGGGGGCCCCAAAGAGCAUGCCCUGGACUGGGACUCUGGCUUCUCAGAGGUGUCAGGCAGCACAUGGAGAGAGGAAGAGUUGCCCGUACUCCAGCACCCACCACCCUCAGCAUGGCCCCCACGUAGACAGCGCCUCUCAGCCAGUAGCAUCCCCCUGCCUGGUGGAGCUCCUGUGGCCAGAGUACCACCUGCCCACCGACCACGGCCCAAGUCCACCCCAGAUGCCUGCCUGGAGCACUGGCAGGGGCUGGAAGCUGAGGAUUGGACAGCAGCCCUGCUGAGCAGAGGUCGUAGUCGCCAGCCCCUGGUGCUGGGGGACAACUGCUUUGCUGACUUGGUGCACAACUGGAUGGAGCUGCCUGAGGCGGCAGGUGAGGGGGACAAUGGGGGAGGGCCCCGUGCCCGUGCUCGGCCCCCCCAGUUCCUGCUUGGCCUCUCUGAGCAACUGCGGCGCCAGCUGGCCAGGGCGCGCAGGGCAGCAGUGGCAGGAAAGCGACUGUCAUGCCCACCUCGCCCGGAACCUGAACUGCCUGCAGAUGUCUCACGCUUUGCAGCCCUCAUGAAUUGCCGCAGUCGCCAGCCCAUCAUCUGCAAUGAUGUUGUCAGCUACCUCUGACCCUGCCCUCCAGCCUGGGACAAUAAAGGCCUUUCUUUGGA
Hippopotamus amphibius kiboko is the source of this 1506-nucleotide messenger RNA. RefSeq names its product inka box actin regulator 1 (gene INKA1). The transcript has 2 exons. Gene Ontology annotation, cellular component: nucleus. The coding region runs from base 458 to 1465 and encodes 335 amino acids. NCBI's taxonomy places the organism in Eukaryota, Metazoa, Chordata, Mammalia, Artiodactyla, Hippopotamidae. Gene Ontology annotation, molecular function: protein kinase binding; protein serine/threonine kinase inhibitor activity. The record is from RefSeq and is a predicted model, not a curated record.